Molecule: messenger RNA, 8044 nt
Organism: Grammomys surdaster
Lineage: Eukaryota; Metazoa; Chordata; Mammalia; Rodentia; Muridae
Gene: Fn1
Product: fibronectin 1
Exons: 45
Coding region: 194-7354 (2386 amino acids)
Biological process (GO): nervous system development; cell-substrate junction assembly; heart development
Cellular component (GO): extracellular region
Molecular function (GO): proteoglycan binding; integrin binding
Source: RefSeq, a predicted model, not a curated record
GCUGCACAAGGGAAGGAAAGGAGCCUAAAGUGUGAGCCGGGCCUGCGGCCACAACUUCUGGUUCUCUCCCGUCCUCCUUCCAUCUUCUUACAGGGGUCCCCACCUCAGGACUUUUCCUGCAGGCUGCGAGAGGAACCACAGUUCGUGGCCGCUUGCCUCCUGGGGAGGAUAACUCUCCUCCCAUCCACUCAAGAUGCUCAGGGGUCCGGGACCCGGGCGGCUGCUGCUGCUGGCAGUGCUGUGCCUGGGGACGUCGGUGCGCUGCACCGAAGCCGGGAAGAGCAAGAGACAGGCUCAGCAAAUUGUGCAGCCUCAGUCUCCGGUGGCUGUCAGUCAGAGCAAGCCUGGCUGUUUUGACAAUGGGAAGCACUAUCAGAUAAAUCAGCAGUGGGAACGGACCUACCUAGGCAACGCCCUGGUUUGUACCUGCUAUGGAGGAAGCCGAGGUUUUAACUGCGAGAGUAAACCUGAGCCUGAAGAGACUUGUUUUGACAAAUAUACUGGGAACACUUACAAAGUGGGUGACACUUACGAGCGCCCUAAAGAUUCCAUGAUCUGGGACUGUACCUGCAUCGGGGCUGGGCGAGGCAGGAUCAGCUGUACCAUUGCAAAUCGCUGCCAUGAAGGGGGUCAGUCCUACAAGAUUGGUGACAAGUGGAGGAGGCCACAUGAGACUGGUGGCUACAUGUUAGAGUGUUUGUGUCUGGGAAAUGGAAAAGGAGAAUGGACCUGCAAACCUAUAGCUGAGAAAUGUUUUGAUCAUGCUGCUGGGACUUCCUACGUCGUGGGGGAGACCUGGGAAAAACCCUACCAAGGAUGGAUGAUGGUGGACUGUACUUGUCUAGGAGAAGGCAACGGACGUAUCACCUGUACCUCCAGAAACAGAUGCAAUGAUCAGGACACCCGGACGUCCUAUAGAAUUGGAGACACGUGGAGCAAGAAGGACAACCGAGGAAACCUGCUACAGUGUGUCUGCACGGGCAACGGCAGAGGGGAGUGGAAGUGUGAGAGACACGCUCUACAGAGUGCUUCAGCUGGAUCUGGCUCCUUCACUGACGUCCGAACAGCUAUUUACCAACCCCCGACUCACCCCCAGCCCGCUCCGUAUGGCCACUGUGUCACAGACAGUGGUGUCGUCUACUCGGUGGGAAUGCAGUGGCUGAAGUCUCAAGGAAACAAGCAAAUGCUGUGCACUUGCCUGGGCAAUGGAGUCAGCUGCCAGGAGACAGCUGUGACCCAGACUUAUGGUGGCAAUUCAAACGGAGAGCCCUGUGUCCUCCCGUUCACCUACAACGGUAGGACCUUCUAUUCCUGCACCGCCGAAGGGCGGCAAGACGGACAUCUGUGGUGUAGCACAACUUCAAAUUAUGAAAAAGACCAGAAGUAUUCUUUCUGCACAGACCACGCGGUUUUGGUUCAGACUCGAGGUGGAAAUUCCAAUGGUGCUCUGUGCCACUUCCCCUUCCUGUACAACAACCGUAAUUACACCGACUGUACUUCUGAGGGUCGGAGGGACAACAUGAAAUGGUGUGGCACCACCCAGAACUAUGAUGCUGAUCAGAAGUUUGGAUUCUGCCCUAUGGCUGCCCAUGAGGAGAUCUGCACAACCAAUGAAGGGGUCAUGUAUCGCAUUGGGGACCAGUGGGAUAAGCAGCAUGACUUGGGCCACAUGAUGAGGUGCACGUGUGUUGGGAAUGGCCGUGGAGAAUGGUCCUGCAUCCCCUACUCCCAGCUCCGAGAUCAGUGCAUCGUUGAUGACAUCACUUACAAUGUGAACGACACAUUCCACAAGCGUCACGAGGAGGGACAUAUGCUGAACUGUACCUGCUUCGGUCAGGGCCGGGGCAGAUGGAAGUGUGACCCCAUCGACCAGUGCCAAGACUCAGAGACCCGGACAUUUUACCAGAUUGGUGACUCCUGGGAGAAGUUUGUGCAUGGUGUCCGAUACCAGUGUUACUGCUAUGGCCGUGGCAUUGGAGAGUGGCACUGUCAACCUCUGCAGACCUACCCAGGCACAACUGGACCUGUUCAAGUAAUUAUCACAGAGACCCCCAGCCAGCCCAAUUCCCACCCCAUCCAGUGGAAUGCCCCGGAGCCUUCACAUAUCACCAAGUACAUCCUCAGAUGGAGACCUAAAACCUCUUCGGGUCGCUGGAAGGAAGCUACCAUUCCAGGCCACCUUAACUCCUAUACCAUCAAAGGCCUGACCCCAGGUGUCAUCUAUGAGGGACAGCUCAUCAGCAUACAGCAGUACGGACACAGAGAAGUGACUCGCUUUGACUUCACCACCAGCGCCAGCACGCCUGUGACCAGCAACACAGUGACCGGAGAGACCACGCCCUUUUCUCCCGUUGUGGCCACUUCCGAAUCUGUAACUGAAAUCACAGCCAGCAGCUUUGUGGUCUCGUGGGUCUCAGCUUCCGACACCGUGUCAGGAUUCCGGGUGGAGUAUGAGCUGAGCGAGGAGGGAGAUGAGCCACAGUACCUUGAUCUUCCAAGCACAGCCACUUCUGUAAACAUCCCUGACCUGCUCCCAGGCAGAAAGUACAUUGUCAAUGUCUAUCAGAUAUCUGAAGAGGGAAAGCAGAGCUUGAUCCUGUCUACAUCACAGACUACAGCACCUGAUGCUCCUCCAGACCCGACUGUGGACCAGGUUGAUGAUACUUCCAUUGUUGUUCGAUGGAGUAGACCCCAGGCACCUAUCACAGGGUACAGAAUUGUCUAUUCACCUUCAGUAGAAGGCAGCAGCACAGAACUCAACCUUCCUGAAACAGCUAACUCCGUCACCCUCAGUGACCUGCAGCCUGGUGUUCAGUACAACAUCACUAUCUAUGCUGUGGAGGAAAACCAGGAGAGCACGCCCGUUUUCAUCCAACAAGAGACAACUGGCACCCCACGAUCUGAUAAUGUUCCACCUCCGAAGGAUCUACAGUUUGUGGAAGUGACAGAUGUGAAAGUCACCAUCAUGUGGACUCCUCCUGAUAGUGCAGUGUCUGGAUACCGUGUGGACGUCCUGCCUGUCAGCCUGCCUGGGGAACAUGGGCAGAGGCUGCCUGUCAACAGGAACACCUUUGCUGAAAUCACCGGGCUGUCCCCUGGGGUCACAUACCUCUUUAAAGUCUUUGCUGUGCAUCAGGGCAAGGAAAGCAAUCCUCUGACAGCACAACAGACCACCAAACUUGAUGCUCCCACUAACCUUCAGUUUGUCAAUGAAACUGACAGAACAGUUAUGGUAACGUGGACUCCACCUCGAGCUCGAAUAGCAGGCUACCGACUGACCACCGGCCUGACCCGGGGAGGCCAGCCCAAGCAGUACAAUGUGGGACCCUUGGCCUCCAAGUAUCCCCUGAGAAAUCUACAGCCUGGGUCUGAGUACACUGUGACCUUGGUGGCUGUGAAAGGCAACCAGCAGAGUCCCAAAGCCACUGGAGUCUUUACUACCCUGCAGCCUCUGCGUUCCAUUCCACCUUACAACACGGAGGUGACAGAGACCACGAUCGUGAUCACCUGGACCCCCGCCCCAAGGAUUGGCUUCAAGCUGGGUGUACGACCAAGCCAGGGAGGUGAAGCACCCCGAGAAGUGACUUCAGACUCAGGAAGCAUCGUUGUGUCUGGCCUGACUCCAGGCGUGGAAUACACUUACACCAUCCAAGUCCUGAGAGAUGGCCAGGAGAGAGAUGCACCAAUUGUCAACAGAGUAGUGACACCGCUGUCCCCACCAACCAACUUGCAUCUGGAGGCAAACCCUGACACUGGAGUGCUUACUGUCUCCUGGGAGAGGAGCACCACCCCAGAUAUUACUGGGUACAGAAUAACCACUACCCCCACCAACGGGCAGCAGGGGACCGCUCUGGAAGAAGUGGUUCAUGCCGAUCAGAGUUCCUGCACUUUUGAAAACCUGAAUCCAGGCCUGGAGUACAAUGUCAGUGUUUACACUGUCAAAGAUGACAAGGAAAGUGCCCCUAUCUCUGAUACCGUCAUCCCAGCUGUCCCUCCUCCCACGGAUCUGCGAUUCACCAAUAUUGGUCCAGACACUAUGCGGGUCACUUGGGCCCCACCUCCAUCCAUCGAGCUGACCAACCUCUUGGUGCGCUACUCACCUGUGAAGAAUGAGGAGGACGUUGCAGAGUUGUCCAUUUCACCUUCAGACAAUGCCGUGGUCCUAACAAAUCUCCUGCCUGGAACCGAAUACCUCGUCAGUGUCUCCAGCGUCUACGAACAACACGAGAGCAUCCCUCUCCGAGGAAGGCAGAAGACAGGUCUUGAUUCCCCAACUGGUUUUGAUUCUUCUGAUAUCACUGCCAACUCAUUCACUGUCCACUGGGUGGCUCCUCGGGCCCCCAUCACGGGCUACAUAAUCCGCCAUCAUGCCGAGCAUUCUGCCGGAAGACCCAGGCAAGAUCGAGUGCCGCCCUCCAGGAAUUCUAUCACCCUCACCAACCUUAAUCCGGGCACAGAGUAUGUUGUCAGCAUCAUUGCUGUUAACGGCAGAGAGGAGAGCCCCCCACUGAUUGGCCAGCAAUCGACAGUUUCUGAUAUUCCGAGAGAUCUGGAGGUCAUCGCUUCCACUCCCACCAGCCUGCUCAUCAGUUGGGAACCCCCUGCUGUCUCUGUGCGCUAUUACAGAAUCACCUACGGAGAGACAGGAGGAAAUAGCCCUGUCCAGGAGUUCACUGUGCCCGGAAGCAAGUCCACAGCAACCAUCAACAACAUUAAACCAGGAGCAGACUACACCAUCACCCUGUAUGCUGUCACUGGCCGUGGGGACAGUCCAGCAAGCAGCAGGCCAGUUUCCAUCAAUUAUCAAACAGAAAUUGACAAGCCAUCCCAGAUGCAGGUGACCGAUGUCCAGGACAACAGCAUUAGUGUCAGGUGGCUGCCUUCAAGUUCUCCUGUGACGGGUUACAGAGUGACCACCACUCCCAAAAAUGGCCUAGGACCAUCAAAAACUAAAACUGCCAGUCCAGAUCAAACAGAAAUGACCAUUGAAGGUUUGCAACCCACAGUGGAGUAUGUGGUUAGUGUCUAUGCUCAGAACCGGAAUGGAGAAAGCCAGCCUCUGGUUCAAACUGCAGUAACCAACAUUGAUCGCCCUAAAGGACUGGCAUUCACUGACGUGGAUGUCGAUUCCAUCAAAAUUGCUUGGGAAAGCCCACAGGGGCAAGUUUCCAGGUACAGGGUGACCUACUCGAGCCCUGAGGAUGGAAUCCAUGAGCUUUUCCCUGCACCUGAUGGUGAAGACGACACUGCAGAGCUGCAAGGCCUCAGGCCGGGUUCUGAGUACACAGUCAGUGUGGUUGCCUUGCACGAUGAUAUGGAGAGCCAGCCCCUGAUUGGAAUCCAGUCCACAGCCAUUCCUGCGCCAACCAAUCUGAAGUUCACUCAGGUGACACCCACCAGCUUGACUGCUCAGUGGAUAGCGCCCAAUGUUCAGCUCACUGGCUACCGAGUGCGGGUGACCCCGAAGGAGAAGACAGGACCAAUGAAAGAAAUCAACCUUUCUCCAGACAGCUCAUCAGUGAUUGUAUCAGGGCUCAUGGUGGCCACCAAGUAUGAAGUCAGUGUCUAUGCUCUCAAGGACACACUGACAAGCAGACCAGCUCAGGGAGUUGUCACAACUCUGGAGAAUGUCAGCCCUCCAAGAAGGGCCCGUGUGACAGACGCUACAGAGACCACCAUCACUAUUAGCUGGAGAACAAAGACGGAGACAAUCACUGGCUUCCAAGUCGAUGCCAUCCCAGCCAAUGGCCAGACCCCAGUUCAGAGGACCAUCAGCCCGGAUGUCAGAAGCUAUACUAUUACAGGUUUACAGCCGGGCACUGACUACAAGAUCCACCUGUACACGCUGAACGACAAUGCCCGAAGCUCUCCUGUGAUCAUCGAUGCCUCCACUGCCAUUGAUGCGCCCUCCAACCUGCGGUUCCUGACCACCACACCCAACUCCUUGCUGGUAUCAUGGCAGGCACCUCGUGCCAGGAUUACUGGCUACAUUAUCAAGUAUGAGAAGCCUGGAUCCCCUCCCAGAGAAGUGGUCCCUCGGCCCCGCCCCGGUGUCACAGAGGCCACCAUCACUGGUCUAGAGCCAGGAACCGAGUACACCAUCUACGUCAUUGCCUUGAAGAACAAUCAGAAGAGUGAACCCUUGAUUGGGAGGAAAAAGACAGAUGAGCUUCCCCAACUGGUUACCCUACCACACCCCAAUCUUCAUGGACCAGAGAUCUUGGAUGUUCCCUCCACAGUUCAAAAGACCCCCUUCAUCACCAACCCUGGGUAUGACACCGAAAAUGGUAUUCAGCUUCCUGGCACAACCCACCAACAACCCAGUGUUGGGCAACAAAUGAUCUUUGAGGAACAUGGCUUUAGGCGGACUACGCCACCCACUGCGGCCACCCCCGUCAGGCUUAGGCCAAGACCAUACCUGCCGAAUGUAGAUGAGGAGGUCCAAAUCGGUCAUGUUCCCAGGGGAGACGUAGACUACCACCUCUACCCUCAUGUUCCGGGGCUCAAUCCAAAUGCCUCUACAGGACAAGAAGCUCUCUCUCAGACAACCAUCUCUUGGACGCCAUUCCAGGAGAGUUCUGAGUACAUCAUUUCAUGCCAACCUGUUGGCACCGACGAAGAGCCCUUACAGUUCCAAGUUCCUGGAACUUCUACCAGUGCAACUCUGACUGGCCUUACCAGAGGGGUCACCUACAAUAUCAUAGUGGAGGCACUGCAAAACCAGAGGAGGCACAAGGUUCGGGAAGAGGUUGUUACUGUGGGCAACACUGUCAACGAAGGCCUGAACCAACCUACAGACGACUCAUGCUUUGACCCUUACACGGUUUCCCAUUACGCGAUUGGAGAGGAAUGGGAGCGGUUGUCUGACUCUGGCUUUAAGCUCACAUGCCAGUGCUUGGGCUUUGGCAGUGGUCAUUUCAGAUGCGAUUCAUCUAAAUGGUGCCAUGACAACGGUGUGAAUUACAAGAUUGGAGAGAAGUGGGAUCGUCAGGGUGAAAAUGGCCAGCGGAUGAGCUGCACGUGUCUCGGGAACGGAAAGGGAGAAUUCAAGUGUGAUCCCCAUGAAGCAACAUGUUAUGAUGACGGGAAGACCUACCAUGUAGGAGAACAGUGGCAGAAGGAAUAUCUCGGAGCCAUUUGCUCCUGCACAUGUUUCGGAGGCCAGCGGGGUUGGCGCUGUGACAACUGCCGCAGACCCGGGGCUGCUGAACCCAGUCCCGAUGGCUCUACUGGCCACACCUACAACCAGUAUACACAGAGAUAUCAUCAGAGAACGAACACUAAUGUAAAUUGCCCCAUUGAAUGCUUCAUGCCGUUAGAUGUGCAGGCCGACAGAGACGAUUCCAGAGAGUAAUCUUUCCAGCCCAAACCAACAAGUGUCUCUCUACCAAGGUCAAUCCACACCCCAGUGAUGUUAGCAGACCCUCCAUCUUCGAGUGGUCAUUUCACCCUUAAGUCUUUUGCUCUGGAGUCAAGUUCUCAGCUUCUGCUCAACGUACAGCUAGCUUCUCCAAGCAUCACCCUGCCGGAUGUUUUGAGACUUCUCUCCUAAAUGGUGACAGCUGGUUGCCCUGCUCUGCUUCAGGGUAUUCAGUACUGCUCAGUAUUGUUUAAGAGAAUCAAAAGUUCUUGUGAUUUGGUCUGGGAUGGAUAGGAAAACACAGGUAGCCAACCAAGAUGAAACGUACUGAAUGAUAGUUCCCAAGAUCUUGAGCAGGAAAGUUACCCAGACACUUCUGCUUUCUUCUGCCACCAGGCCUGCAGCACUGUCAGGAGGCAUGUCCUGUGGCUGUGUGUUCAAACACCCCACAGGACUCACAUUGUCCCAACAAUUCAAAUUGCCUAGAAAUAUCUUUCUCUUACCUGUUAUUUAUCAAUUUUUCCCAGUAUUUUUAUACGGAAAAAAUUGUGUUGAAGACACUUUGUAUGCAGUUGAUAAGAGGAAUUCAGUAUAAUUAUGGUUGGUGAUUAUUUUUAUAUGUACAUGCCAACGCUUUACUACUGUGGAAAGACAAGUGUUUUAAUAAAGAUUUACAUUCUAUGA